Molecule: messenger RNA, 2340 nt
Organism: Exophiala aquamarina CBS 119918
Lineage: Eukaryota; Fungi; Ascomycota; Eurotiomycetes; Chaetothyriales; Herpotrichiellaceae
Exons: 2
Coding region: 1-2340 (779 amino acids)
Biological process (GO): ribosome biogenesis
Cellular component (GO): nucleus
Molecular function (GO): ATP hydrolysis activity; ATP binding; preribosome binding
Source: RefSeq, a predicted model, not a curated record
AUGGCUUCGAGCCGGAGUGGACGCCGUCGGCAGACACUCAGUCAAGGCAUUGACAAAGAGUCCGAUGCUCACACAAAGGCCCAGGUCUACCAGGUUGUCCGAAAAAUCAUCGACGAGCGGAGCCAGUACGGCGAGGGCGAAUCAUCGCUAACUCUCACAUUCAGUGCAAUAUAUGAUCAAAUCAAGCUUUCCAAUUCGUCGCUCAAUCGGAAACCCAAGAAAGUAUUAGAGGACAGUAUUGAGCGUGUUCUCGAGACCAUCCAACACGACGCCGAACCGUCUGACUCUGACGACAUUCUUACAGAACAGCAUUCCACACCGAAGCACGCUUCGUCUGCGCUCAACAAAAGCAUCGUGGGCAGGUGGGCCAAAUCUGGGACGUCGACCCCAAAGGGCUCCUCGACUGGAAAACCCGACCACGACGACGAGUCCCAGGAGAAGGCCCCCAUGGCCGACCCGGAACCUUCGUCUAAGAAACGGCUCACUAACGGCGAGCCGCUUCCGAAGAAGCGCAAGGCGACUACAUCUUCGAGCUCAAGCAUUGACAAAUCGCCUCCCAGCCACGUGUCUCUAUCCGACAUGGGAGGCAUCGACAAUGUGAUCCAGCAAUUCGAAGAUCUACUCGUUAUCCCCAUGACCAGACCUGAGAUCUAUACCUCGUCCAAAGUCCAGCCGCCCAGAGGCGUACUCAUCCACGGCCCGCCAGGAUGCGGCAAGACCAUGGUCGCCAAUGCGUUUGCGGCCGAACUCGGCGUCAACUUCAUAUCCAUUUCUGCACCGAGCAUCGUCUCCGGCAUGUCGGGAGAGUCGGAGAAAGCGCUGAGGGACCAUUUCGACGAAGCCAAGAAAGCCGCCCCAUGCUUGAUCUUCAUCGACGAGAUAGACGCCAUCACGCCAAAACGAGAAUCCGCGCAGCGAGAGAUGGAGAAGCGAAUCGUUGCUCAACUUCUCAUCUGCAUGGAUGAUCUCGCGCUGGAGAAGACGGACGGCAAACCUGUCGUGGUCCUGGCGGCCACAAACCGACCCGACAGCCUGGACCCGGCGCUGAGAAGGGGCGGACGCUUCGAUAAAGAGAUCAACAUGACCGUGCCCAAUGAAAUCGUGCGGCAGCAGAUCCUGCGCGCGCUGACGCGAGACUCCAACGUCGCAGCAGACGUCGACCUGGCACUACUAGCCAGGCGCACGCCUGGAUUUGUGGGAGCUGACCUGAGCGAUCUAGUCUCCACGGCCAGCACCGCUGCGAUUAAACGCUACGUCGACAUGCUGAAGGCAAACUCCGAGUCCUCGGCGAUGGAAGUAGACGAGAUAUGUCCUACUGCACUGGCGGAUCCAGCGGGAACAACGACCUCGGUCUCACCCGUCGUCACGUCCCUCCGCCGACUGAUCAAAUACGCGAAAUCGACCUCCUUCGACCCGACCGAGACAUCUCUAUUCUCCAUCACCGCAGACGACUUCCUGACGGCCCUACCACAAAUCCAACCGUCUUCGCUGCGCGAGGGAUUCGCGACCAUCCCGACCACGACAUUCGCAUCCAUCGGGGCACUGGACAGCCACAUCAACGCACUGACGGCGACGAUCAUCUCUCCGAUCCUCAACCCGGCGCUGUACUCGAACAUCGGCAUGACGCCUUCAUCGGGGGCGCUGCUGUGGGGCCCGCCCGGGUGCGGCAAGACGCUACUGGCCAAGGCGUGUGCGAACUCGAGCCACGCGAACUUCAUCUCGGUUAAGGGACCCGAGCUGCUGAACAAAUAUGUGGGUGAAUCCGAGCGCGCAGUGCGCCAGGUCUUCAACCGCGCACGGCACAGUGUGCCGGUCUUGAUUUUCUUCGACGAGCUGGAUGCCCUCGUGCCCCGGCGAGAUGGCAUGGUGUCUGAGGCGAGUGCGCGCGUAGUGAAUACGUUGCUCACGGAGCUGGAUGGCGUGGGGAACAGUCGUGAGGGCAUCUAUGUGAUUGCCGCUACGAACCGGCCGGACAUCAUCGACCCGGCCAUGCGUCGACCUGGCCGACUCGACACGCUGCUCUACGUUGGCCUGCCCGAUACGGAAGGACGAGUUGACAUCUUACGCACGCUCACCAAAAAAUUAAAUAACUUUGAGUUCGACGAGUCAGUGGCCAGGAUUGCCCGAGACUGUGAGGGUUUCAGUGGAGCAGACCUGGAGGAAUUGCUGCGGAGAGCUGGAUAUGCAGCCAUCAGUCGCUGUGGAACUUCUCAGUCGCAGAACAGCCCUCGCGUAACUACGGCAGACUUUGAAGUGGCCCGAGACGAAGUCCACCCCAGUGUCAGCUCUCAGGAGAUGGCUCGGUAUGAGAAGCUACGCAAGGAAUGGGGCAGAGGUUGA